AUUCAGAACCAAAAAAAAAGAGAGAGACCGAGAGACAGAGACUGGAGAUAGAGCAGAGAAGAGAGACUCGCCGGCUUGCUGCGCCGCCACAGCCGUCAGCCACUCCGCCUGCCAUCCAUGCUAGACACAGGCCGCCGCCACUGACCCACGCAUCACGCAAGCCUCCAGUCGCCGCCGGUGGCUGAUCCGCCCACCCCACUUCCGAUACCGUUGAUGAACACACUUAAUGUUGCCGAAGCAUUCAAUUCUUGGAACCUGGAAGCGGAGUCUCUGGAGGAAGAGUUUCAAGUUCUUCACAACCCUUUGUCAAUCUCCACAAGCCCCUCACAACUGCAUAGUUUCUACCAACAUUUCUAUAACUAAGUACUGCAAAAAUGGCCAGCUCGACUUUGCUCGGAACCUGUUCGAUGAAAUGCCUAGACGAACUGUUGUCUCAUGGAACACCAUGAUAUCAGGUUACUCCAAAUGGUGGCAAUACUAUGAAGCUCUGAAACUAACUUCCAUUAUGCACGGUAGUAAUAUAAAGCUCAAUGAGACCACUUUUUCGACUACGUUAAGUGUAUGUGCGCGUUCCUCGUCAGUCUGUGAGGGAGAAGAGCUACAUUGUCUAAUUUUGAAAUCUGGGUUUGAGAGAUUUGAGCUUGUGGGUAGUGCAUUGUUGUACCUUUACGCAAGUUGUAUUGAUAUUGAAGGAGCAAAGCGGGUGUUUGAUGAGUUGCACGGUGAAAAUGAGUUGUUGUGGAGUUUGAUGCUUGUGGGGUAUGUGCAAUGUAACUUGAUGAGCGAGGCUUUGGAUGUGUUUAAUAAGAUGUCAUCUAGGGAUGUUGUGGCAUGGACUACGUUGAUUUCUGGGUAUGCGAGGAGCGAGGAUGGGUGUGAAUGGGCUUUAGAGUUUUUUAGGAGGAUGAGGGGGAGUGGUGAGGUGGAGCCUAAUGAAUUUACUUUGGAUUGUGUUAUAAGGGCUUGUGGAAGACUAGGAAGCCUAAGAGAAGGGAGGAUUGCUCAUGGGCUUUUGGUAAAAUAUGGGUUUGAAUUUGAUCACUCGAUUGCUAGUGCAUUAAUUGAAUUCUAUUGCGAUUGUGAAGCUAUUGAUGAGGCCAAGAGAGUUUAUGAUUGGAUGGGAAACCUAGGUUUAAAUGCUUCAAAUUCACUUAUUGGAGGGCUCAUAUUUAUGGGUAGGAUUGUAGAUGCUGAGAUAAUUUUUGGUAGGCUAGUUGAAAAGAGUGCAGUAUCAUAUAAUCUGAUGAUUAAAGGUUAUGCAAUGAGUGGCCAAGUCGAGGAAUCUGAGAAACUGUUUAAUAGAAUGACGGAAAAAACUAUAAUUUCUUUGAAUACCAUGAUUUCUGUGUAUUCCAGGAAUGGGGAAAUUGAUAAAGCUUUGAAGCUGUUUGAAGAAACAAAAGGGGAAAGAAACCCAGUGACAUGGAAUUCAAUGAUGUCGGGUUAUAUUCAAAAUCAUCGACAUGAAGAUGCUUUCAAACUAUAUGUGACCAUGCACAGAUUAUCAAUAGACCAUACUAGAUCAACUUUUUCUGCUCUUUUUCAUGCCUGUACAUGCCUUGGAUCUCUUCAACUAGGAGAAUUACUUCAUGCCCAUGUGAUCAAAACACCAUUUGAAUCAAAUGCUUAUGUUGGAACUUCUCUUGUAGAUAUGUACUCCAAAUGUGGGAGCAUCUCCAAUGCACAAAAAUCAUUUUGUAGUAUCUCUUCACCCAAUGUGGCAGCGUGGACAGCUCUUAUUAAUGGAUAUGCACAUCAUGGGCUUGGCUCCAAAGCAAUUUUACUCUUUGAGGAAAUGUUAAAGCAAGGAGUUGUUCCCAAUGGAGCUACCUUUGUGGGGAUUCUGUCUGCUUGUGGUCGUGCUGGUCUAGUCGAUGAAGGGAUGAAAUUUUUCCACUUAAUGCAAAAAUGUUAUGGAGUAACACCAACUUUGGAACACUAUGCAUGUGUGGUGGAUCUUCUUGGUCGCUCAGGCUAUCUACAAGAAGCUGAGGAGUUCAUAAAAGCAAUGCCUAUUGAAGCAGAUGGGGUUGUCUGGGGAGCUUUACUUAGUGCCUGUUGGUUCUGGACAAAAAUGGAGUUGAUUGGGAGAGUGGCUGAGAAGAUCUUCAAUUUGGAUCCUAAGGCAGUAUCUGCUCAUGUUAUUCUAUCUAACAUGCAUUCGAUAUUGGGCAAAUGGGGAGAGAAGAUGAAUGUGAGGAAGAGAUUAAGGAGCUUAGGCAUAAAAAAGGCUCCCGGGUGUAGUUGGAUUGAGUUGGAAAGCAACGUUCAUGUGUUCACUGUAGAAGAUAGAACCCAUCCUCAUUGUAAUGUCAUUUAUGCAACUUUGGAGCAUUUAACAUCAAAUAUAAAUUCCCUGGUUCAAUAUGAUUUUUAUUUUGGUUUUACAUCAAUAGUGGAGGCUGAUUUCUUUAAAACAAAAUACCCUUGUUGAUAAAGGUCAUGUUAGUUGUGUGAUCCAUUCUCCUAUCUCAUAAACAAGAGGAAGUGUGGGCCUUUUUUGUUAUUGUGCUGUGCUUUCUUAUGGAAGCAACCAGUUUAACCAUUUCAUGGGAGUAGCACUACUUGCACAAUCCAGUCCUAGAAAACUACAGAGGGUAAGAUACUGAUCUCAAAUAGAGAAGAAUUAUGCCAUUAAAAGUGAAGGGAAAGAUUUUGUUCUUGCUGAAAUCUAAAGAAAAAUAGUAACAAAAAAUUUCUGUUUUGCUGUAAUUCAAAAAAAGGAGAAGAAACAUGAUUGAAAAGGGAAAAAAAGUUGGAUUGGAACAGGGACUGGGGAGAGAAAAAUCUGAGACUGCAGAAGAAGAAUAAAAGAGAUCGAAAGAGAGAUAAAUCUCCGGUCAGCCCCCACUGUCAUGCAGCUGGAACUGUUACCAGUAAAAGUUUUCUUUAUUCUUUUUAAAAUUACGCAAUGACUAUGAUUUAUGUUUGGGUGUUUGGUAGUAUAGGUUCGAUUUAGGCAUUUGUGUUGCACUUGAUUUUGAUUAAGCUUAUUAAAUUAGACUUGGUUUAUGGUUGGGGUAUUUGUGUUGUUCAUCUGGUUUUGUGUUUUGGAGUUAAAGUUGUUUUUGAAAAUUUUUCAAUCCGGCUGGAAAGCAGAGAGUAUUUUUGGUCUCUUCAAUUUCUUUAUGCUUCUUGAAUGAACAUUCCUGGUGAAGAGUUUCCAAUCGUUUCACUCAGCGUUUAUCAAGUACAAAUUUAGGUUUCUUUUUAACUCUCUCUUGGAUUCAGUUGUAGAUUUCAUUUGUCAUUGAUUGAUUUCAAUUCCAAAUCUGUGUAAUAAAAAAUUAAAGGGUUUUUCUUUAGCUUUUUCUUUUCUGGGUUUGUAGGUGGGAGGGCAAAUUCUUGGAAGCAAUACGAGUCUCUCCUCUGCUUUUGUGCUGUUCCUUCCCUGCAACAACAAAUGUUUCAUUCUUAAUUUCUAAUCUUACAAUGUUUACACCUUUUUACUUC
Molecule: messenger RNA, 3453 nt
Organism: Quercus robur (English oak)
Lineage: Eukaryota; Viridiplantae; Streptophyta; Magnoliopsida; Fagales; Fagaceae
Product: pentatricopeptide repeat-containing protein At2g13600-like
Exons: 2
Coding region: 227-2434 (735 amino acids)
Biological process (GO): RNA modification
Molecular function (GO): RNA binding; protein binding
Source: RefSeq, a predicted model, not a curated record